UGGACGACCAUUCCGUGUAGAUAUUCCCCGGUGUCAGUGAGUUGUUGUUCGGCAUCUAGUUCACACGACAUUUCGAAACGAUUUUGUAAUCAACUAUUGUUUUUAUUUACAUUCAUCUGGACUAGCUAGAGACGGGGGUUUACGGAUUUUUUUUUUUAAUUAAUUAUAAUUUUUUAAGUAAAUUAUAAAUAAUUUACAAUGAAUUCUUCUGAGGUCGGAAAACCAAACCCAGCAUUUAUUAAUGAUGACGGUAGUAGAAUUGAUUUAAAAAUAAAUGUCGAAAAUGGAUUAUCACCAAAAAACGAGUACGAAUUAGAUCAUGUUCAAGGAGGGCUAAAAAAUACACCCGAACAAACGGUUACAGAAGGAACGGAAAGAGCAACAUGGAGUAAUGGAACUGAAUUUUUGAUGUCAUGUAUAGCAAUGUCAAUAGGAUUGGGAAAUAUUUGGAGAUUUCCAUUCACAGCAUACGAAAAUGGUGGUGGUGCAUUUUUAAUACCAUACAUAAUAGUAUUAUUUCUUGUUGGAAAACCAUUUUAUUAUAUUGAAAUGAUAAUGGGACAAUUUACAAGUAGAUCAUCUGUUAAAAUGUGGUCUGCUGUACCAGGAUUUCGUGGUGUCGGAUGGGCUCAAAUGUUUUCAAUGUUAUCCGUUGGAACUUAUUACUGUUCAUUAAUGUCAGUAACACUUAUGUAUCUACUUGCAAGUUUUAGCUCAGAAUUGCCAUGGGCUAAAUGUCAACCCGAUUGGGGUGACAAUUGUAUUGAUUCACAAAAAAAUGAUAAUAAUAAUGUUACUGUGCAAUCAGUGAUUAAUAUGACAAAUAUGAAAAGUUCAGCCGAACUUUAUUUUACAAAAUCCGUGUUGAAUGAGAAAGAAAAUAUCGAUGAUGGGAUUGGGUGGCCAGAUUGGAAAUUAACACUUUGCCUAUUUGCCUCGUGGUUGUGUAUUUUUGGUGUCUUAGUACGCGGUGUUAAAAGCUCUGGAAAAGCUGCAUACUUUUUAGCAUUAUUUCCUUAUGUUAUAAUGGUUGCACUUCUUGUACGAGCAGUAACACUUGAAGGAGCUCGUGAUGGAAUUAUUUUUUUCAUAAAACCAAAUUGGGCUAAAUUGUUUGAUCCUAGUGUUUGGUAUGCAGCUGUUACACAAUGUUUCUUUUCAUUAUCCGUAUGUUUUGGUGGUGUUGUUAUGUACUCUUCUUAUAAUGAAUUCAAUCACAAUAUUUAUAGAGACGUUAUGGUUGUUACAACGCUUGAUACAUUCACAAGUCUUCUUGCCGGUAUUACAAUAUUUGGAAUUCUUGGCAAUCUCGCUCAUGAACUUGGAGUAGAAGACAUAAGUACUGUUGUCAAAGGUGGUACAGGCCUUGCAUUCAUUUCUUAUCCAGAUGCGAUUGCUAAAUUUACAGUUCUACCACAGUUAUUUUCGUUUUUAUUUUUCGUUAUGUUAUACGUACUGGGAAUCGGCAGUGGAAUCGCACUUGCUGGUGGUAUCAUCAGUAUUGUUAGUGAUCAAUUUCCACAAUUGAAAUUUUGGAAAAUCGUUUUAGGCGUAUGUCUUUUUGGAUUAAGUGUCGGAAGUGUUUAUUGUACACCGGGCGGACAAUUUAUUUUAAACCUUGUUGAUUACUAUGCAGCAUCAUUUAUAGUAUUUACCUUCGCAUUUUUCGAAAUAGUUGGAAUAUUUUGGGUUUAUGGGCUCGAAAAUAUUUUAGAUGAUAUUGAAUUUAUGUUGAAGAAAAGACCGUCCGUUUACUGGAGGAUUUGUUGGGGUGUUGUUACACCUGUAUUACUUGGAACAAUAUUUAUAUAUAGUUUAAUUGAUCGUACACCACUUCAAUAUGGUCGUACUCUUUAUCCAAAUUCAGCUUAUGCCGUUGGUUGGACGCUACUGGCAUUUGGUGUUUUUCAAUUACCAUUUUGGAUGAUCUAUACCAUAAUGACAAAAAGAGAUUUAGGAAUUUCAGAGAUGAUUGUGAGUGCAUUUAAACCUUCAGAAGAUUGGGGUCCAGAAAAUCCAACGAAUUAUGCAGCAUGGAGACAAUUCAAAGAAACUAUGAGAAAGAACAAAGAGACACGAACAAGCUCUAACUUCAAGCAAGUUAUUUAUACUCUUUUUAAUCAAGAGCAUAAAUUAUCAUAAUCAAUUUUAUUGAUUUGAUAUUUUUGGUGUCAUGACAAAUUAUUUUUAUGACGAUAAAAAUUAAAUCAUGACAACCGUUGUAAAUAAAACUUCACUAUAUUUUGGCGUAGUAAUUCUUUCAUAAUAUUUUCGUAGAUUGUAAUAAAAGCAAAAAGAAUAGCGCGAAUUAUGCGCGAUUGACGCUAAAAAAGUUUAUCUCAUCAUUAACGAAAUAUUUAUCAUAUGAAUAUCAUUUUUGCACGAUAUCAAUUACUACUUAAAAUAUUUUGAAUUGUACUUAAAGUAUUAAAAUAGUACUUAAUAAUUUUGUAAAUAAUUUAAACAAACAAUAUUAUUUUAAUAACAGUGUCUUUUCGUGAAGAUAUUAGUUUUCAGUAUUAUUAAUUGCAAAACUUAUGAAAGCCAGAUAUAUUCUGUGAUUUUUAUAUUAGCAGCAAUAUUUCGUUAACUACAUUAAUGUAAUUAUUGUUACUCUAAUGCUUGCA
Messenger RNA from Microplitis demolitor, 2627 nucleotides. Its product is annotated as sodium-dependent nutrient amino acid transporter 1. NCBI's taxonomy places the organism in Eukaryota, Metazoa, Arthropoda, Insecta, Hymenoptera, Braconidae. The record is from RefSeq and is a predicted model, not a curated record. Gene Ontology annotation, molecular function: L-amino acid transmembrane transporter activity. Gene Ontology annotation, cellular component: membrane. Gene Ontology annotation, biological process: sodium ion transmembrane transport. The coding region runs from base 199 to 2142 and encodes 647 amino acids. The transcript is spliced from 10 exons.